CAGUGGAUGAACAGGGAAGUGUCGCACGUCAGAUCCACAGCCCACGAUGGGUCGCAGAGCUCCUGCGUAUCACACCUCUUGGUAGUGACAAAGCUGCAAGCUCCGCGGAUCGGUCGCUCGCAAACUUCCCCCGCAGGAACCGAGAAACUCCGCGCCCCAGCCUUCUGUCAGACAGUCUGUGAGUUUUUCUGUCCGCCUGCUUGCACUGUCCGUCUGCUCGGAGCUCCGCACCGCCAGGCACGACACCGCGACACCGCGACACGGCUACGGCGAUUGUGCCCACCUGUCACAUGUCGAAUUUGUCGGAGGGGAUGGCUUCUGAUAACUAUGGAGACUUCUUGUUGCUUUUUAAUGAAACAGAGCCUUCCGAGAAUUACGGGAAUUACGUGGUUGACAGCCCGGUGAACCUGUGCGACAAGACAACGGUCAACCGCUUCGGCGCGGCGUUCAUGCCCGCCUUCUACUACUCCAUCUUCCUGCUGAGCAUUCUGGGAAACAGCCUGGUGCUGUACAUCAUCUACCAGUACGAGAAGCUCAGCACGGUCACCAACGUCUUCCUGCUCAACCUGGUCAUCUCCGACCUGCUGUUCUCCCUGAGUCUGCCCUUCUGGGCCGUCUACCACUCCAGCCAAUGGAUCUUCGGCGAGCCCAUGUGCAAGCUGGUGGGCGGACUCUACUUCGUGGGCUUCUACAGCUCCAUCCUCUUCCUCACGCUCAUGACCUUCGACCGCUACCUGGCGGUGGUGCACGCCGUCACGGCCGCCAAGAGCCGGCGGAUGGUCUACGCCCUGGUCUCCACGGCGACGGUGUGGGUCGUCAGCCUCCUCGCCGCCAUCAAGGAGUUCGUCCUGUACGGCACGCGCCCGGACGGCCUCUACGGCAUGCUGUGCGAUGAGACCGGCUACGCCGAGAGCGUCAUGGUGAGGUGGCAGCUGGUGGGGUACUACCAGCAGUUCGUCCUGUUCUUCGCCCUGCCGCUGGGCGUGGUGCUGUACUGCUACCUGCGCAUCACCCUGCGCGUGGUACACACGCGCAUGCGGGAGAAGUGCCGCGCGGUCAAGCUCAUCUUCGUCAUCGUCGUCACCUUCUUCGUCUGCUGGACGCCCUACAACGUGGUGGUGCUGCUCCGGGCGCUGCAGACCUCGCGGGGCACCCAGCGCGACCCGGCCGCCUGCAGCGACAAUCUGGAAUACGCCCAGUACAUCACGCGCAACCUGGCCUACCUGUACUGCUGCGUCAGCCCGCUGUUCUACACCUUCGUGGGGAAGAAGUUCCAGAACCACUUCCGCCGGCUGCUGUCCGCCCGCAUCCCCUGCCUGAAGAGACACGUCUUCACCAGCCAGAGCAGCAGGACCACCUCCCACAGGAGCCCAACGACCCUGUACGAGUACUAGAGUCCGGCUCCAGGCUCUCCAUCGCCUGGGGGAUCUGCUACCGCCCCCCCCCCCCCCCCCCCCCCAGCACUGCGGUGCCCGUUGUUGCAUUAUUUUCUCUUUCCGCUCUGACGCGGCUUUCGGCGGACAAUCUUAUAUUAUGAUCUGACUGCUUUUUCUGGAACUAUUUCUAGCUGUGUUAAUACUGAGGAAUAACAAGUUUUUUUUUUUUUUUUUUUUUCUUUUUUUUUUUUUUCAUUCUGUGAAUUAUACACCUCUUCAUAACGCGCUGCGCUUAGUUCUUGGGAGAGGUGGGGUGUGUUGUGUUUAUGGAUGGGACUGAGAGAUUAACUUACGCUCAGUCAUUAGGUUCAUUCAUUUUAGCACCACUGGGCAGUCUGUUGUGCAAAAAAGAGAAUUUACUGUAAAUACCGCUUAGGUAGUGCUUUUCUUUAUGAAGCAAAAACUAUAUAAAAGAAAUAAAAAUGCAUUUAUUCCAUUUUCUUAACAUGCCUAUCACUGCAUUUUUAAAUAAUAUGUUUUCAUCCCUGCAAAAAAAAAAGAAAAAAAUGUAAGUUUAGUAAAUGAAUGCGUAUGUCAAUGUGUUUUUCAGCAUUGUGAUGUGUUUAAUGAAAGUUUGCUGCGUGAAUCUUUCGCUGAUCUUCUCAGUCGUCUUUGAAAGCGCUGAGCGUGGCGUUUCGGUUGUGCGCAGAGCACAAGCUGCCUGUCCCCGCCCUGUGAUUUCACCUGGUGUGAUUUUGCGGUGAGUAAUAAUUUAAAGGUCCUCGCUUCUCAAAAGGCAGGAUGUGGGCCGGGAUAGGAAGUGUUUGUUUCUCAGAACAUUGACCAAAAAUAAUGUUGAAAAAAAAAAAACCUUGUGUUGACAACAAUAAAGGCUCUGCAAGGA
Molecule: messenger RNA, 2280 nt
Organism: Conger conger (European conger)
Lineage: Eukaryota; Metazoa; Chordata; Actinopteri; Anguilliformes; Congridae
Gene: ccr12a
Product: chemokine (C-C motif) receptor 12a
Exons: 2
Coding region: 291-1394 (367 amino acids)
Biological process (GO): immune response; chemotaxis; G protein-coupled receptor signaling pathway
Cellular component (GO): membrane
Molecular function (GO): chemokine receptor activity
Source: RefSeq, a predicted model, not a curated record